CGCAAGACAUGUGCUAAUAUAAAACUGAAAGAAAGUUGUGCUUUUCAAAAGAUUUGUUAUAAUUCCAAUUGAUAUACCUAGUUAGUUUUUAAAUUGAAAAAUGUCAGAAGAUAAAAAACCGUGCGGAUUUGAACACCAAAGCGAAGAAGAUGAUUUGGCGUGCGCAUUGGAAAGUGUAGGAAUGAGUAAAAGAAAAGGAAGAGGACGUGUAACUUCUGGAUUAACUCACGAAUGCGGAGUUUUUGGUGCAAUAGGAUGCGGGGAAUGGCCUACGAAUCUAGAGAUUUCACAAAUCAUUUGCUGGGGAUUGGUUGCGUUACAACACAGGGGCCAAGAGUCCGCCGGUAUAGUUACAAGCGAAGGACGCUGCUCAAAAUACUUCAAUGUCGUCAAAGGUAUGGGCAUGAUCAGUAAUAUUUUCAACGACGAAGCCAUAAGAAAAUUGAAGGGAAGCGUAGGAAUCGGUCACACCAGAUAUUCGACCUCUGCUGCUUCAGAGGAAGUUAACUGCCAACCUUUUGUAGUCCAUACCGCACACGGAGCACUUGCCGUAGCACACAACGGAGAAUUAGUCAACUGUGAUAGUUUAAGAAGACAAGUUUUGGAGCAUGGUGUUGGUUUAUCCACUCACUCAGACAGUGAACUGAUUACGCAAGCUCUAUGCUUGAACCCACCAGAGGGUGAACCCAAUGGUGAACCAGACUGGCCAGCUAGAAUAAAGCAUUUGAUGGAUUUAGCACCUUUAAGUUAUUCUUUAGUAAUUAUGUUGAAAAAUAAGAUUUAUGCUGUCAGAGAUCCCUACGGAAACCGACCUUUGUGUUUGGGAAAGAUUUUACCUUUUAAUGAACCUCUUGAUGGAGAAUGUGAUGACAGUCGAGAGGCAGAGGGAUGGGUGGUAUCUUCAGAAUCUUGUGGAUUUUUGUCCAUUGGUGCACAAUACGUACGUGAAGUAUUCCCUGGAGAAAUAAUAGAAAUGACCAGACAUGGUAUCCGCACCAUCGAUGUAGUGGCAAGGCCCGAAGACAAAACUCAAGCUUUCUGUAUUUUCGAAUAUGUAUAUUUUGCCAGAGCUGACAGUAUUUUUGAAGGUCAGAUGGUGUACGCCGUCAGAAUGCAGUGCGGUAGACAAUUGGCUAUAGAACAUCCCGUAGAAGCUGACAUCGUUAGUGCUGUUCCAGAAUCUGGUAAUGCAGCAGCCCAUGGUUUUUCACGACAGAGUGGUAUCAGGUUCGCAGAAGUUUUAUGCAAGAAUCGAUAUGUAGGAAGAUCUUUUAUCCAGCCAAGUAAUCGUCUAAGACAACUCAGUAUUGCAAAGAAAUUCGGUGCCUUGGCAGGAAACGUUAAAGGAAAGAAAGUUCUCUUAAUCGACGAUUCCAUAGUAAGAGGAAAUACAAUCGGUCCUAUCAUCAAACUAUUGAAAAACGCAGGAGCCAAAGAAGUCCAUAUUAGAGUUGCUAGUCCACCCUUAAAAUAUCCCUGCUACAUGGGAAUCAACAUUCCUACCAGAGAAGAACUGAUAGCCAACAAACUGAACUCAUCAGAACUAGCAAAACAAGUCGGCGCUGACAGCUUAGAAUAUUUAUCUUUGGAAGGUUUGAUCAAGGCUGUGAGAUCAGACAUAAAAACUAAAAACGCCCACUCUAAAGUAGGACACUGCACAGCAUGUUUGUCUGGAAUAUACCCAGGAGGUGUGCCAAAUACGAACUCUGAUUAUGACUGGUAGUGAAUAAAGUGAAAAAAAAAUUGUAGGUUUUAUGUUGUGUAAUUUAUGAUUGGGGAUGUAAAUUAACAGGAGGGUACGUAAUUCGGCAAGAUCGAGUGGUGAUUUGAUUUACAGUCAUGAAUUCACUCAUGAUUUGUUAUAAGCUCAAUGCUGGUUUUUAAUUAUUACACGUUAUUUAUAAAAAUAUACAAUUUUAGGCUCUCUUUAGACAUGUAUUGGAUUAGUAAAUCGGUUUAUUCCAUUUGAAUAUAUGUAUCUAAUAGACACCUCUUUAUUGAAGUAGCACAAACGUCCUUAAAAUUUAUAUAUAAUAAGUUAUUUUAAUUUUUACCAUUAGUUUAGAUAGAAUGUAAACAAUUUAUAAAAUACACACUAUUUAAUUGUUGAAUUAGACAUAUACCUACAAAUGACCGGUGUAAAAUGUUUCUAUGUACUGGCACAGAAUAAUAAACAAUUGUAUAUUAUUCUGUGGUAAUGCGUUACAGACGCCAUACCGCUGCAACUUACAUUACAGCAAAUCUAAGACGCAUUUUUAUACGAACUUGGGUUUAUAUAAAUAUGUAUUGUAGAAUUGUUGGUACAGCAAUUGGGUUGAAAGCGUAUGAGGUCUUUAAGUGACAGAGAAUAUGACAAUAUGUGACUUAACUGAAGAUAAGCACUGCCUUUGUGCUUUGAGUGUUUAACAAAUUUUAACAUUUAAUGAUAAUAACAUUAUUCACCUAAAUCAACAAUUAAAUUGAAGUGGAUGUGCUAAAACCUCGUUUAAACUAAGCAUAUAGACAAUGUACAAAGCUUUCUAACGUUUCCUUGUAAAUUGUAAACGUGAAUCUUUUGAUAAAAGAACAUAAUUUAUUUUCCGUAUAUUUAUACGUUUUUGUAUAUUUAUUUUUUAAAUAAAUAUUUAUAUUUUUGA
Messenger RNA from Diabrotica balteata, 2636 nucleotides. The record is from the annotation of a GenBank genome assembly. Lineage: Eukaryota; Metazoa; Arthropoda; Insecta; Coleoptera; Chrysomelidae.